This is a messenger RNA of Capra hircus (goat), 1248 nucleotides long. Its product is annotated as serpin B6. The transcript is spliced from 6 exons. The record is from RefSeq and is a predicted model, not a curated record. Gene Ontology annotation, cellular component: cytoplasm. Bases 9 to 1145 code for a protein of 378 amino acids. Gene Ontology annotation, biological process: negative regulation of endopeptidase activity. Lineage: Eukaryota; Metazoa; Chordata; Mammalia; Artiodactyla; Bovidae. Gene Ontology annotation, molecular function: serine-type endopeptidase inhibitor activity.
UCGCCACCAUGGAUGAGCUGUCAGCAUCAAACGGCACCUUUGCCUUGACCCUUCUGAAAAAGCUGGGUGAGGACAACUCGAAAAAUGUGUUUAUCUCGCCCCUAAGCCUCUCCUCUGCCCUGGCCAUGGUCCUCAUGGGGGCCAGGGGCAACACCGCAGCCCAGAUGUGCCAGACGCUUUCUCUAAAUAAGAGCAGUGGGGGAGGUGAAAAUGUCCACCAGGAUUUCCAGAACCUUCUCAGUGAAGUUAAUAGGAUGGACACACAGUACUUACUCAGAACGGCCAACCGGCUUUUUGGAGAGAAGACUUACGAUUUCCUCUCGUGUUUCAAAGAUGCCUGCCGCGUGUUCUACCAAGCAGAGAUGGAAGAGCUGGACUUUGUCAGCGCUUCGGAGGAGUCCAGGAAGCACAUAAACACCUGGGUAGCUGAAAAGACAGAAGAUAAAAUUAGAGACUUGCUCUCUGCAAAUUCGGUUAACCCCAUGACACGUCUGGUUCUCGUGAAUGCCAUCUACUUCAAAGGAAACUGGGAUAAACAGUUUAACAAAGAAAACACCAGGGAAAGGCCAUUCAAAGUCAGCAAGAACGUGGAGAAACCUGUGCAGAUGAUGUUCAAGAAGUCCACCUUUAAAAUGACCUACAUUGAAGAAAUAAGCACCCAGAUUCUGGUGCUUCCCUAUGUUGGCCAAGAGCUGAACAUGGUCAUCCUGCUGCCCAGUGAAAGCACGGACUUGAACACGGUGGAAAAGGCCCUGACCUACGAGAAAUUCGUCACUUGGACGAAGCCAGAUACGAUGGACGAGGAUGAGGUGGAGGUGUUCCUGCCCCGUUUCUCGCUGGAGGAGAGUUACGAUAUGGAAGGCGUCCUCCGAGACCUGGGCAUGACAGACGCAUUUGAGGCGGCCCAGGCCGACUUCAGCGGGAUGUCGUGCCAGCAAGACUUGCACCUGUCCAAGAUAGUGCACAAGUCCUUCGUGGAGGUCACUGAGGAGGGCACAGUAGCUGCGGCUGCCACAGUGGCCAGGAUCACCCCGAGAAUCCUGAGGAUCCUGCCCCGGUUCUGUGCCGACCGCCCCUUCCUCUUCUUCAUCCAGCACGGCAAGACCGGGGCCAUCCUGUUCUGCGGCCGCUUCUGCUCGCCGUGACGAGGUGUGGGGGCCCCCUGGUGCUCCUCUCUGCUCUCCCCGAUCUCUGCGAAGAGCUGAAACCCCAUGUGACCUUGGUGAAGGUCCACAAAUAAAGGGCUGA